GCAUCGACCGCGCACGCUGCAGCGUCGUGAUCGCACUCAGCGUCACCUCCAGCAGGCCGCACGGCGCAUGCCGCUCACGCUCAAGGGCCGCAUCAGCGCGGCGGCGGCGAGACGCCCUCCGCCCGGGCACGAGCCGGCCCUCGCCGAGGCUGAAAGCGUGGCACGGCGGCGCGGGCCCUGCGCUCCCACGCUCGCCGAUGCCGAUGCUCGCCUGAGCCAGCGCCUCUUGAGCAAGGGGGAGCAGCAGCCCAAGCAACGAAGCAGACCGCAUGCCGCCGCUCCGCACCGAUCUGGUCAGCAGCACGUUGCGUCUGGCGGCUGUCAGCUGCUGAGCGCGGCUGUGCUUGAGCCGUGUGCAAGAGUCCGGUGCGGCACGAGAAGGGUGCCUUCGGGCGAGCUGAUGCGCUACGUGGCCUUUGAGGCGCCGAGAGCUCCGGCGCCCACCCCGAGCAGCGUCAGCUUGUCUGCCCAGCAACCGCAGCAAGCCCAAAAGCGAGCCAGCUGCGCUGCAAAGAGGAAGAGCCCGGCCGUGGCGGUCUCGCGCACGAGCACAAAGCAGGCACGACGUGGAGCAGCCGCGGCAUCCGUAGAGUGGACCUCGGAGCGGCGCGCCUCCUCUCGCGGCGGGGAGAAGGAAGCGUCCUUGAGGGUGCUCGCUUUCACAGCUCGGCACCUCAGCGCAGCGCACGUUUGAGUUCGAGGGUCCUCGUCAAGCGUCAUCAGCGUCAGGCACGCCCGCGGCUCGUAGCGGGCACCCUCAAUGCGGCUGCGGCAAGGGCGGCGCUCGGCACCCCGACGACGCUGGACGAAGCAGGAAGCGUUGCACUGCCGCAGCGGCCC
Messenger RNA from Tilletiopsis washingtonensis, 840 nucleotides. RefSeq lists its product as hypothetical. The transcript has a single exon. NCBI's taxonomy places the organism in Eukaryota, Fungi, Basidiomycota, Exobasidiomycetes, Entylomatales. The record is from RefSeq and is a predicted model, not a curated record. Bases 68 to 694 code for a protein of 208 amino acids.